AAAAAGCCGUACUGGACAUCGCGAGGUUGCCAUUGAGGUCUCGCGAUAGUUCGUUUCUCGAGCACACAGUACUUCCAUCAUGGCAGGCAGUAAGUUGGUGCUGGAAGGUAGAGUAAGUGUAAAAGCAUUUGUUUUAGGACUCAGCGUGAUUGUAAUUCCAUUAAUCAGAACGUGGUUUGGACAUCUCGACUGGGUCUUUGAUUAUCUGACGGAAACUCCCGGGAAAAUAGUGAUUUGUAUCCACAUUGCAGUUAUCAACGGCCUCUUGCUAAUCAUAUACAGAGGACCUCUAUACAAGGUUGCUGUGAGAGCCUGCUUUCUGGGAGUUACUUUUGGCUGUGGCUUAAUUAUAAGCUGCUCUGAAACCACUUGGACACAUUUCGGCUGGUACAUGUGCUCGCUGUCAUUCUUCCAUUACUCUGAGUACCUGGUGACGGCCAUCAUCAACCCUCGCAGCCUGUCACUAGACUCAUUCCUGCUCAACCACAGUGUGGAGUACACCCUGGCUGCGGUCUCAUCAUGGGUGGAGUUCACUGUGGAGAAACUGACCGUUCCAGAGCUGAAGCAGCUGAACUGGGUGAGCGUCGUGGGUCUGCUAAUGGUGUUGUGUGGUGAGGGCCUGCGGAAGGCAGCCAUGUUGACAGCUGGCUCUAACUUCAACCACAUUGUCCAGAAUGAGAAGGCCCAGAGCCAUGUGCUGGUCACUACCGGGGUCUACUCCUACUUCAGACACCCGUCUUAUGUGGGCUGGUUCUACUGGAGCACAGGAACACAGGUCAUGCUGUGUAACCCUGUGUGUAUACUGGGCUAUACGAUAGCCAGCUGGCGGUUCUUCCGGGAGCGAAUCGAGGAGGAGGAGCUCUCCCUCAUCCAUUUCUUUGCCGAGGACUAUGUGGAGUACAAGAAGAAGGUUCCCACUGGGCUGCCCUUCAUCUCAGGCAUCCGUGUCAACUAGUCCCUGGACCUGGAUGCUGGACUCAGCAGACUUUAAGCACUAAGGCUCGUCAGACCUGGUGGGUGUGUGGCAUCUGCCAUUGUGGCUGCCCUCCAGAGGGAAACCCUGCAGCUGGCUGAGAGCCUGUAGCUCACAGACAGAGACUGUGACAACUGGGAUGGCGGCACGCAGCUGGGCUGCUGUUUUUCUACCAACUUCCAAAUCCAGUUAAAGACCGGACAACCUCCACUGUACCACAUGUAUUCCAAUAACACCCACCCCAUCUGUUUAUGUUUGCAUGCUUAGACCAUGCUAAGAGUUUUCACUGAUGACCUGCUGUUUAAAGAUACUGCACUGGGCUCUUUGAUGUCAUAUAUCAGCAGAGAGUUAAAUGACAAUUCUCUGAAGUUUAAUGCAGUGUUUGGAGGGAAUCCAUCAUGUUUAUUUUUUUUUCUUUAAUGAUAUGAUAUGAAUAUUUUUAAGAAGUUGCCACCACUGUCCCUAGUUCAGUAAAAAAAAUCCACUGUUCCUAAAUGUUCCUACUUUUGAGAAAUGCUUAAAGGUAAAGUGUGUAAGAAUAGGGGGAUUUGGUGGUGUCUAGCAGUGAAUUACAGAUUGCAACCAGGUAAAACUUCUGGCUAGAAUUCCUUCAGUGUUCAUUGUUCAGAAGGUUUUUAUAGAGAGCCAAAUUAUCCACAACGAUCCAUUCAUCACCACAACAAACAGACCAGGUGAUUAAACUGGUAAAAACACUGAGUAAGGUGCCAUACACAUGCCAUGUUUUUGCGCCCUCAAAUUCAUUGUUUUUAAUGUAGACCCACAGCGGGCGCGCUCAAAUGCCAGAGUGACACCAUUGCAGCGCACACCCUUUCCGUAACGCCUGUUUUUCAGGGUGCAACAAUUGCGCCCUGAGAUAAACAGAGUUCACCUUUUGGAUCACAGCUGACAGACACUUCUCUCUUCAUCCGAGAAUUAGUCUGUAAAAAAUAUGGAGAAGUUGAUCAUUUUAGUGCAGGGCUGCCAGAGCUUUACAUCUGUCCCACAGACAGUAGGCCUGGACACAAACCACACCUGGAAUAAGAUCAGCUCUGCACUCUCAAUUUCAGGUAAAUAGUUAUGAUACGGUGCUUGUUAAGGUUGCCUAGCAACCUUAGAUGCAGCCUGCUGCCACAUUCUUGAAAGCUGGCACAAGACACAAAACAAGAGCAGCAACUAAUGCCCAACCUCUUGUUUUCCAGCCGAUUAAAGACAUGGCCUGUGUAUGGCCCCUAAAGCAGUUUCAUGUUACCAACCAGUGUAACUCUAGCGCUGCUCAUGCAGUUGGGCUUCUUACUAUGGCAGCUGACGCGAAAACUCAGACGGCCCUAUGUGGAGUCGGUGUUGGGUUUGUCUUAUCUUGGCUACUGUAGAAACAUGGUGGUGCAAAAUAGCGAUCUCCAUAAAUGAAGACCUGAUCCAUAUGUAGACAUAAAUGGCUCAUACCGAGAUAAGGAGAACACAGCAAUUCUUAUCUUCAGGUGAUUAUACAUUAAAAUAAACAUACUUAUUAUGUUAUGUUCUAUUUCUGUCAAUAUAUCCCCCUAAAUCCUACACACUGGACCUUUAAAGCAAUUCUCCCCUGGAAAUAGUAUCAUUUAGAUAUCAAUCAGUCAUCCCCUUAAGUAGAGCUCUUCACAGAUCCACUCUGUGUCUAGUAUCAAAGAGUCAUCUCUGGACAUGAGGCUGUGUCAAAAUAAUUUUGACCCUAUCGGAAUAGGGUCCUGUUGUAUCGCUGCAGGUCUCCGAUCUGCAUGUAUCAUUAUGAGGCCAAUGGAGAGUGUGAAAUGCGCAGGAUAAACGACGUGUUUGCAUUGUUAGGGCCAAUUCUCUAUUUUUGUUUUGUUAUUGUAAUGUGUUAAAACACGUCAUGUUAGAGUGUGUCUUCCACAGGUCUGUUUCUGAUUGGAUUUGUUUGAGAGUGCAGACCUCUUCCCUCUUUAAAGGCAACUCUGAAAGGUUUGUGUCUUGCCCCUUUAUGGAAGGUGGCUGCUUUAGGCAACUCACAUUCACAGUAGUUACAGUACAAAAAUGAGCCAAACGUAUAGACCACUGCAAAUAGUUUCUCCACACCAGAGCUACAUGCACUACUUCGUCAUGCCAUGGCCUCCACAUCGCUCCGGAGCUCUGCCACAACUUGUGUGUUUAAGGUGAGAGUUAAUUUAAGCAGCAGUUGAACAUACACAUAUUUUCGGUCAUGUCCCUUAUGAUAAUGUAUUUUUUAAGGUGGAAAAUCCUUCAACAGAAUAGACCAUGUGCCGCUCAAGCUGUCCACUAAAACUAAGAAUAUUGGUAGCUCUUUAAACACCACAUGGGUAAACCAGUACAGUGGAGCAAGAAGUGACAUUACAUUUUUUUAAUUUAAGAAUUUAUACUCGGAAGCUUUAUGUAACAAUAUUAGAAGUAAUAAAUGUGUAAUAGGUUUCUAGCAGGUUUUAGGGACUGCUUAAAUGCAGUUUCUGUGGAAGCUCCAUAUUUACAGAUCACUAAAUAUAUAUAGCCAGUAGUGGCCUGAUUUAUGUCUAACCCUGAUAUCCACUUCCUCAAUGUGCACUCUAAAACACAAAUCACGGCAUCAGUUUGAAUGAAACUGUCAGGCAGAUUUUUAAAAAAAUUUUAUGAAGCUGCAUAAAAUGAUAAUUCCUUGUUUGUUUCUCUGUCAUUUAACUGUGACAUGUUUCUGUAGACAGGAGCAUGUGGCAUGAUAGAUUGUGAUUCUACAAGUUGUGUUUCAUCAAAGAAAAUAAGAACUGGGUUUACCUCCUGAGCAUUGUCAGUACAGGAAUGGAAGUCUUGACAUCAAUCUCUGUUGUAGCCUCUCAUUUAAUUUUUAAUAUAUAAAUCUUGUUUUUGCUUUGCUUUGUGAUAAGUCACCAUCCUGAGGAGUACUAUUUACUCUCAUUUCUAUCAUCAGUUCAUUGUUGUGCUUCUCCUUUUAAACCUUUAAUGGUCAUGAUGUGUUAUAAAAGAAAAAGACAUAUAUUGGCAAAAGGGUUGAGGUAGGCUCACUCUGCAGCUCUCUUUCUCUCACUGAUCCAUCUGAAUGUCUUCACAGUGCUGCUAUCCACUCAGAACCCUGAUCUAAUUGUGUGUUUGAGAGGCUGGUAAAAUAGUCUGAAGAUUUUCAGGAGCAAAGAUGCUCUGUAGGUAAAUUUAAAAAAAAAAAAAUUAAAGGUACCCUGUGGUAUUUCUGAGCACUAGUGGCACUGUAGUGCCAUGUUUGAAUGAGUAUGAGAAUGUAUGUAUGUGUGGGUGUGUGGGUGUCAACAAUGAAAACUUCACUAGGCAACAUUUAAGAAAAUUAAUCAUCUUAUUCCGAAUGUUUAGGAAUAACACCAUGUUUUUGGAAGAUUGUCCCAUUGCUUAACCAAUGUACAAAAAAAGAAAAACAACAUCAAAAGGAUUAUUUUCCAGGGUAGAAAAGAAAUGUAUAAUCAGAGGUUUAUGAUAUCACAUAGGGACUAACUAAGAUGCUAUGUUGUGUUAGUUACAGAGUCAAGCAGGAGCUAUGGAGGGGAAAAGAACAAAUUUGUGUAAGCUACUAUUUUGUGCUCUCAAACAAGUGAUGCACACUUUGUACUUUAAAUAAUUGAUUAUUUGCGUGUACAAAUUAAUUGAAUGAAUCCAUAAACAGUAGUUGGCGUUUAAACAUGUAUCUAAGGAACGUCAAAGACAUUUCUUUGGAAAAAUGUGGGACUGUGGGAAUCUCGUUCUCAUUCAUGUAUAUCCCUAAUUAGACGAGUUAUAGUUGCUAACGUCUUCACCCAGUCCAUCACAGAUACCUUAAGCCCCAUUUCACCCAAGCAGUAUGGUAUGGUAUGGUUCAGUUCAGUUCGAUACAUGAUUUUUUUCUGUUUCUACUGUGAAACGUUGUGGAUGGAACCAAUUGAACCGUCUGUCAGUCUGUUGAUUGGUCAAUAGCAUACAGUUACUCUGCUCAGGGCUAAGUUGUGGCUGGUUUUGAGGCUUAUGUACCUUCCCUAGCCUUCCCAUCCAGAUGUUCCUCCUAGGAGGCCUUCACCAUCGCCACAACAGGAGUCAGAGCGAGCUAGACCUCCAUGUUAAAUGUCAGCAUUAUGGUUUAAUGCUAUGUUCUGUUGAUUCACACAUAAUUAUUAAUUCAGCAAAUUAUUAACAUGCGGGAUUUGUUAUUUAGAUUAGUUGAACAGUAUAUGUGGGAUUAAGUCAAAUAAACUACAGUUGGUGUGUCCAUGGCAACAAAGGAACAUGCCACACAACAGUGUGGCUCACUGAUGUGUUUUUAGACAACACUGAGUACGGUUACAUGGACAUGAAUAACCCAUUCAUGAUGAGUUUUUGAGUAUCCUGUUUAUCUGUUUAAUGUAAACACUAUAUUGUGUGAAUGGGAAACCUGAAUAUGCUAGCUGGAGUACUCUGAAAAAAUCCAGGAUGGGGUAAUAUGAAUAACCCAAUUUCUCUGUGUUCAUGUAAACAACAUAUCCUGAAAAUGAUCCAAUAUAAGUCUCGUAAACUGGUUAUUCAUGUCCAUGUUACCACACUCAAUGAACCUCUGUUGCACAGAGGAAGAAGAUAUAUCAGGCUUUGAAUACAUGUACAAUACUUGUUAAAAAGAUACAUUCAUUAUUAGUCCAACUCUGCACAUGAGAUUUGUGACAAUAGAGAAUUAGAAUAUAUACACAUAUAUAGACCUAUCCUCUUAAAGACAGAUUCAGAGCAUAUUUAUUUCAGGUUACUGCCCAUAAAUAUAGUGUGAACUAUAAGCACCUCAACAUAACUUAGUCAUUGACCCUACAACUGUAUGUUAAAGUUUUAGCGUGGCACUGACCUAAUGUUACCUAGCAUAAUGCAUGCUAACAUUUUAGCUUGUUACCUUCAAUAGACAUUUUUUUGUUUUUUUUGUUUUACGAUGUUGGCUUUGUACUACUAACUUACCACUUCCACUUUUUUAUGCUACAGUUUUAGCAUGAUAACUAUCACUACACAGUCUAUGCUAAAGUAAGGAGCAGGCUAAUGGCUACUGAUCCCACUCAGGACUACUGCAAAACUUCACUUAAAAGCCUAGUCCUAAUUAAACACCCAGUCCCUUAUACUGGUCUGGUGUGGCUACACAUUUUGACAAAGACCUGUCUCAAUUAGAAGCUUGGUCUGGUUGACGAGCAGUUCAUUUUUAUAAAAUAAAUGUUUACACUUUGUCAAUAUGGAGAUGCUACAUAUUGUUAGCUUGAUUAGAUUUUCCGCGAUUCAAUUGUUCAGUUCAUUUUACUUAAACUACAGUAUUUCAUACAGUAUACAGUGAUUCAUUGAGAUUUACCAGCCAAGUAAACAAGAGAGAUGAAAAAAAAGUGGCAACUCACUACCUCUGAAGCAGUCAUAUAGUCAGAAUAUGUGUGCAUUCCUUGAUUACCCUCUAAGUUAUUCAUACUUCUUAAUAUUCCAUCAAAAGAAUCAAAUAUUAAUCCAAGUUUUGAGUAUUGUUUUAACAGGAUAAAGUGUUGUGUCGAUAGGCCAUGUAGCUACUUUCAUCCUCAGGUGCAGUAAAACGAGUGUCGUAACUCUGUCUAUCUGAUGCGCUGUCUCUCGGAGCUAGACCAAAUGAAUGAUUCAUAAUUGAUAUGUUUGAAGAAACAAUUUCAUUGUAUUUCCCAUCUUUGCUGAGCAACAGUUUUAUGUAAAAGGAAUUAGAGGCCUGUCCCAUAUAGACGCCUGUCCCGAAUAUAGGCCUGUUGAGUUCAGUGAUUUAAGUCAUUAAUAACCUGGGCUAUUGAUUGAAGUUUUACAGUGUCUUUGAACACAAGAAAUAUUCACCCAGUUUAUUAAAAUAGCUGACCAAUGGCACAAUCUACUGAAUACUGGAUUUCUGUAAUUCAGGUAAAGAAUGCACGUGCGUUUUGGGGUGAGUGUUAACAGUCUCAGUUUCAAGUGACACUUGUAGCAUAUCUGUGAAGGGCACUCUGUUGAGUGAAUAAUGAAACUGCUGUGUGCAAGGUGUUAGGAUAAUGAGUCGACUGUUGCAACAUGGUACACCUGAGUUAAGUGUUGAAUAUGUUGCACUUUUAUUGUAUAGGCUAGGUGAUCAUUUAUCAUAUAGGCCUGAUUAAACAGUUUAAAAAUUCUGAAAACUGUUACUGUUAUGUCUAUAUCAUUCCCAUUAUGCAGAUAUGAUUUAUUAACUGGAUAACCUGGUGCUUAGGUCUACAUGUACAACAAGAUAAAUAAAGUGGACAUAUCUGUGUUUGGGGUGGCACGGUGGUGUAGUGGUCAGCACCGUCACCUCACAGCAAGAUGGUUAGGGGUUUGACUUGGUUGGUGACUCUAAAUUGGUGUGAAACUGAGCGUGACUGGUUGUCUCUGAGUGUUGGCCCUGUGAUAGUCCUGUGACCUGUUUAGGGUGUUUCCCCCCUCUUGGCCAAUGUCAGCUGGGAUAGGCUUCAGCCUCCCAGCGACCCUUCACCAGGAUAAGCGGUUAUGGAUAACGAAUAAAUAAAUAUUGUAUUGGGCCUGCUCUCCUCCUCCCCCUCGGCGAGUAAAAAACUGACAUUCCCCACCUUCUUUGGAACCAAAGAACUGACCAUUCCCCCCUCCCCAGCAUUAGAUUAACUCUGAUUUUAAUAU
Molecule: messenger RNA, 7564 nt
Organism: Epinephelus moara (kelp grouper)
Lineage: Eukaryota; Metazoa; Chordata; Actinopteri; Perciformes; Serranidae
Gene: icmt
Product: isoprenylcysteine carboxyl methyltransferase
Exons: 5
Coding region: 80-955 (291 amino acids)
Biological process (GO): C-terminal protein methylation
Cellular component (GO): endoplasmic reticulum; membrane
Molecular function (GO): protein C-terminal S-isoprenylcysteine carboxyl O-methyltransferase activity
Source: RefSeq, a predicted model, not a curated record